Molecule: messenger RNA, 1341 nt
Organism: Echinops telfairi (small Madagascar hedgehog)
Lineage: Eukaryota; Metazoa; Chordata; Mammalia; Afrosoricida; Tenrecidae
Gene: MED22
Product: mediator complex subunit 22
Exons: 5
Coding region: 321-929 (202 amino acids)
Biological process (GO): regulation of transcription by RNA polymerase II
Cellular component (GO): mediator complex
Molecular function (GO): transcription coregulator activity
Source: RefSeq, a predicted model, not a curated record
UGGCGCAGCGUGGUAAACGCUGGGUGCCCACCUGCAAAGCCGCAAGCCCCCGGCUGUGAGCUUCAGUCGAGACGACGUCCCGGAAACUCCUGUCGGUGCUACCCCGCCUCCCGGGGUCCACUGAGUUGUCGGGCCGGAGCUGUGGGGUUUGAGCCGCCAUCCCGUGCUGGAGUGCAAGGCGGCUUUCCACCCCCGGAAACCCCGGGCUGGCAGCGCUGCCGAUUCCUGUAGCAUUGCAGUGAGUGUGGAGCCGGUGGCCAGGAUCCCACGCCAGUGGCGCCGUGGGUAAUCACUGGGCUGUCAGCUCCAAGGCCCCGGCCAUGGCCCAGCAGAGGGCCCUGCCUCAGAGCAAGGAGACCCUGCUGCAGUCCUACAACAAGCGGCUCAAGGACGACAUCAAGUCCAUCAUGGACAACUUCGCCGAGAUCAUCAAGACGGCCAAGAUUGAGGACGAGACUCAGGUGUCCCGGGCCACGCAGGGCGAGCAGGACAACUAUGAGAUGCACGUGCGCGCUGCCAACAUCGUGCGGGCCGGCGAGUCCCUGAUGAAGCUGGUGUCCGACCUCAAACAGUUCCUGACCCUCAAUGACUUCCCGUCGGUGAACGAGGCCAUCGACCAGCGCAACCAGCAGCUGCGUGCGCUGCAGGAGGCCUGUGACCGGAAGCUGGUAGCCCUGCGCGACGAGGUGUCCAUCGACCUGUAUGAGCUGGAGGAGGAGUACUACUCGUCCAGCUGGACUCUGUGCGAAGCUAGCGAUCUCCCUCUGUGCGAAGCUUAUUGGAGGCUGGGCCGCGACUCCGACUCCGAGCCCGCCGAUGCCCUUUCGGCUCCCCUGCUGGUCUCCCCGCAGCUGAGCACUGGCCCUCUGCAGGCUGCAGCCCCUGGACACCCCCACGCCAGCAGCUCUGGCCCCCCGGAGCACACCUGAGCCUCCUUGGCUCCCUGCCUGACCCUGAGGUUCUUGGAAUGCAACUCCCCUCUGGGGCCCUUGGGACUCCAGGACCCCCCCACCCUGCAGCUUCCUUGGCAGCCUCAUCUGUCUGGGCCUGGGGUCCACCCCCACCCCUGAGUGCUGGGACUGCCCACCUUUGCUGAGUCCUCUGGGUACUACCCUGGCCCCCAGGGUUGGAGGGACACUUCCAAGAUGUGCCUGGUUGGGUACAGGGGAGCAGGGGGUGUGCCUAGCAUGGGCGCUGACAACCAUGCCAGCCCCCGUGCCCAGGCCAGGCCACUUGCCCACUUGAGCCAUAAGGCCCUGCUGCAGAGCAAGAAGCAGUGGUGGUCCACCCCGUCCUGCUGCCCCUGGUCUGGAGACAGAAUAAACACGCUGCUGCCCUCUA